This is a messenger RNA of Nymphaea colorata (pocket water lily), 961 nucleotides long. RefSeq lists its product as uncharacterized. The transcript has 2 exons. Bases 88 to 678 code for a protein of 196 amino acids. Lineage: Eukaryota; Viridiplantae; Streptophyta; Magnoliopsida; Nymphaeales; Nymphaeaceae. The record is from RefSeq and is a predicted model, not a curated record.
AUAAUCACUAGAAAGAUAAGUGGCGAUCUGCAGUCCAGACUUCACCUCCACUCUCUGUCUGUCUCCCCCCUCUCUUCUUCGCCGGCCAUGGCUCAGCUGACGGGUUGCGUAGCUCGUCUCUCUGUGACACCUCCUCGUUCCUUUCCCCACGUCCGCCAUGAAACCUUUUUGAGUUCCUCCUUGCUAUUUGCCUCUUGCUCUCCCAACAAGAGAACGACCCCGCCGGUCUACGUUACUCGCGCCAAAAGGGUCUCUUCUCGCACCGGGAAGUUCGAGAAGGCAAAGAACUUAACGACGACGACCACCACCACUACAGAAGAGGAAGGAGAGGGGAAGCAACUGCCGGAGGGAGCGGUGUUGCCGGGGGACGAGGUGGCCAACGUGGAUAGCGUAAUCGACAUGCCAGUUUUGCCAGGCGAGAAGCAGGAUUUCUGGGAAGGGGAGAAGUGGGACGGGCUCGGAUUCUUCGCUCAGUACAUGUGGGCGUUUGGAAUCGUCUUUGCGCUAAUCGCAUGUGUCAUUGCUGUAGCCACAUACAAUGAAGGUGCGACUGAUUUCAAAGACACGCCCGUAUACAAGGAGUCAAUAAAAUCCAGGGAGUUGCUUGAAGAGCCUGAUGCAUCAGGUUCUGAUGUGUUUGAGUCCAACCCAACAGAGGAGGCCCCAUCUCUUGAAUAGCCCAGUCUGUGCCACGGCCACCAUUUGGGUUGCUUGCUCUGCAGUUCCUCCGUCAUUGUGUCUCAUUGAAUAUUUGACGAAAUCAAUAGAAUCCUUACUCCUAUUUGCUGGUGCAGAGGUGUCUCUUAUAGCCUGUCCUGUUUGGAGUUAAGCCUGAGAGUCAGCUAUAGUGAUGAGUGGCACUCAAUUUGGCUGAACGUCUAUAUGUAGUCAUAAGCUGUGUAAUUCAUUAAGAUUCUUUGUUAGAUCUCAUUUUAUAGGGAUAAAGGUUAUUUUAAUAUUA